UCACACCCAUAGUUUUAACUCCUCAAGAAGAGAAAUACUGAAUACUGUCAUCUGCCGCGUCGCUUCCCCUUCGCCGGAGCUGAAAAACCGGUGGGAAGUGGGCAGGUCAUGUUCAGUCUAACAUUCAUGUAGCUACUAUCUUCUUUUUUGUUGAAGGUAUUUCCGUGCUCAGCGGAUCAAUACAAAAUGUGGCGGCUGUAUGAAGGAUGGAACGACAUUUUGAAGAUCCAAAAGUUCCGGAGAAUUGUGUCCUAUACUGGAUUCUAUUGCUUCGUUACAGUCAUCACAUAUGCGUACACCAACAACACUACUAGAGCGGGGUACUCGAGAGCUGACCAAUUCUAUGCUUCGUAUCCAGCUGGUACAGAGCUCCUUACAGACACAGCUAAGCUAUAUAAAGCAGCGUUGGGUAAUGUUUUUGAAUUGGAAGAAUGGGGACCUGUCGAAUGGUCCGUCCUGGCUAAACAUUUUGAACGUCAAGGAAAAUCACCAUAUGCAUAUCAUGCUCAAUACAUGGCACACCUCGCUUCUCAUGGACAGCUAGAUGGAAGUGGCUAGUGGAAGCUCAGUAGCAGGAAACCUACGAUUUGACGCCUAUCAUCUGCAUCUUGAGCAGGUUUAAAUCAAUUCAAGAAGCUGAUUUGGUGAUAGAAUUCGAACCAACAGAUAUGUAACUUGUUGAACAUGUAUUAACCUAGCCUAGCCAAUCUCAUAUCAAUAUGAUGAGUUGUUAGGAGUGAUUAUAUUGAAUAAAUAGAUUCCUGAAAUCGAAAUUCAUAUCUUUUACGCUCCUUUGUUA
Messenger RNA from Solanum tuberosum (potato), 799 nucleotides. RefSeq lists its product as uncharacterized. The record is from RefSeq and is a predicted model, not a curated record. Bases 187 to 558 code for a protein of 123 amino acids. NCBI's taxonomy places the organism in Eukaryota, Viridiplantae, Streptophyta, Magnoliopsida, Solanales, Solanaceae. The transcript is spliced from 5 exons.